This is a messenger RNA of Aureobasidium pullulans EXF-150, 1506 nucleotides long. RefSeq lists its product as uncharacterized. The transcript has a single exon. The record is from RefSeq and is a predicted model, not a curated record. NCBI's taxonomy places the organism in Eukaryota, Fungi, Ascomycota, Dothideomycetes, Dothideales, Saccotheciaceae. Bases 1 to 1506 code for a protein of 501 amino acids.
AUGGCUCAUCCGCGACAGUCUGCCUUGCAAGACUUCCGUUUCAACCAGAGAGUGUUACAGGAUGCCAUCAACGGUGUUCGCAUACCUGACUACCUUGGAUUGGAGCUUGUCCAGCUCUGUGUCGUCGCGGGUAUUCGUCGAAAUGCAGGCUUUGGCCACGAGCUUCGAGGUCUUACGCCUCGCUUCACUCGCGCACUCAACGCUCAAGCUAUCAUGUACAGCAGAGAUAUCCCUGACAUGAACGACCCAGAAGAAUUUCCGUACUGUAUAUGGUAUCCUUCGACGCCCGAUCGCGAUACAUGCAGGAAGCUAAUCGUCCAGUAUCCGUGGAUGAAAUAUCAGGUUGGCCGUGUCUGUGCCGUGGCGAAUUAUGACGAUCUCUACAAAGAACUCGACAUUUUGCCCGAAGUAGGCAUUGCUGAGGAAGCUCGUGAGAACGGAAGCGAGGCCAUCUAUUCAGCGAUUUUCCAACAGCCUGUUAAGUACGCUGUAUUCAACGACUACUCGAAUUCACUCAUCUUGGAGAACCCACCAAUUUCUGCGAUGAACGGUAACACUUGUGUGACGACACUCCUGGAGUCGAAGCAAUCAUUCAAGCGACCAAGGGCAAAGUCUAUUCUGAAGUCCGACAUGAACGGGUUUGAGAGCCGGUUGUUCGACAUCCGCGAGGAUAUGUCAGUGGACGUCAAGCGGAGCGAGCCUCGCUCAGUCGAUCAAUCAGUGGUCCUACCACUACUCUAUUCUCCACUUCCAGCAGAUCUUCCUACAGUCGACAAAGACAUGCUCAUAUUGUCAGCGGCGUAUCACGGCAACAUUGAUCGAUACAUGCGCCUGCGACAUCCACAAAAGAUCAAAGGCGAGCUUGCGUGUUUGAUCCGAGGCAUCUACCACGAUCCGUUGUUUGCCAAGUUCUGGUCACUCCAACCAACUGCCGACAUAUACGACUGGCGCAUACGACGGGCAAUCAAUGCCCGUUUCAUCAUGACGAAUGAUCUGUCACGAAUCACGCCUACAACUCCCGUGGACGAGUUGCCAUAUCUUAUAUGGUUUCCACAACCCGCUUAUCAUGGCGUUUAUGAAGAACUAGCACGACUGCGGCCUGAGAUGAAGUUGCAGGCCGCGCGGGCAUGUAUAGUCGCCAACUACCAGCGGUCCUUCGAGAAAAUCGAUCCACCACACGAUUCCGCCCUUGUGCAAGAAGCUCAGGAAUCUCCCAACCCAUUCUUUUUGAAGCAUCUCCGAGCCAAAGAAGCACAAGGCGAUACGACAGGGGAAGACCAUGGAUCUGAAUACUGGAAGUACUUCACUAUCAAGCACGCACUCAAACCAUCCACUCUUACUAUCUUGGGUGAGCUCAAUGCAUCCAGCAUUGCAACCACGCAAACAUGGAUCUACGACGGUGUUGAAGCGGAGAUGUCGAACGUGGAAGUUAGUAUCUGUACGCCUAAAGAAGUAAAGCAGAGUGGUAUCAGUGAUGUCAUGUUCAGGUAUCCUUCUACAGAGUGA